AUGUUCCUACUCAAUGACACUCAGUUUCAUCCUUCCUCCUUCCUGUUGCUGGGGAUCCCAGGACUAGAAGCUCUUCACAUGUGCAUUGGCUUUCCCUUUUGUGCUGUGUACGUGAUCGCACUCAUAGGCAACUUCACCAUUCUCUUGGUAAUCAAGACUGAGAACAGCCUACACCAGCCCAUGUUCUACUUCCUGGCCAUGUUGGCAACCAUUGACUUGGGACUCUCAACAGCUACCAUACCUAAGAUGCUUGGAAUCUUCUGGUUUAGUCUCAGGGAGAUUAUCUUUGAUGCCUGCCUCACACAGAUGUUUUUCAUCCACAAUUUCACACUUAUGGAGUCAGCAGUCCUCUUGGCCAUGGCUUAUGAUCGCUAUGUGGCCAUCUGCAACCCCCUCCGAUAUAGCACUGUCCUCACCAAUAAGGUUGUUUCUGUGAUUGGUCUUGGUGUGUUAGUGAGAGCAAUUAUUUUUGUUAUUCCAUUUGUAUUUCUCAUACUGAGAUUACCUUUCUGUGGGAAUCACGUCAUUCCCCACACCUACUGUGAGCACAUGGGACUUGCUCGUCUGUCUUGUGCCAGUAUUAAGAUCAAUAUUAUCUAUGGCUUAUGUGCCAUCGGUAAUCUGGUGUUUGAUAUUAUAGCCAUUGCCCUUUCUUAUGUUCAGAUCCUUCGUACUGUUUUUCGUCUUCCUUCUCAUGAAGCGCGACUCAAGUCCCUCAGCACAUGUGGUUCUCAUGUUUUUGUAAUUCUUGCUUUCUAUACACCAGCCCUCUUUUCCUUUAUGACACAUCGUUUUGGUAGAAAUGUUCCCCACUAUAUCCAUAUACUUUUGGCUAAUCUUUAUGUUGUAGUGCCACCGAUGCUUAAUCCUGUCAUAUAUGGAGUUAGGACCAAGCAAAUUUAUGAUAGUGUGAAGAAAUUAUUACAUAAGCUGGGAACAGAAAAGGAAUAG
This is a messenger RNA of Lepus europaeus (European hare), 951 nucleotides long. RefSeq names its product olfactory receptor 52E2. NCBI's taxonomy places the organism in Eukaryota, Metazoa, Chordata, Mammalia, Lagomorpha, Leporidae. Gene Ontology annotation, molecular function: olfactory receptor activity; G protein-coupled receptor activity. The coding region runs from base 1 to 951 and encodes 316 amino acids. The transcript has a single exon. Gene Ontology annotation, biological process: G protein-coupled receptor signaling pathway. The record is from RefSeq and is a predicted model, not a curated record. Gene Ontology annotation, cellular component: membrane.